AUCGACUUGACCAUGUAUUUGAGGAGUCCAUCCGAGGGGGUGAAAUCAUUGACACGGAUCGUUACAUCGUCUGGAUGGAACGUAGAGAACUUCUCUUUAAGGGGGUGACAGAAGAGGUCCCACCGUUUAGAUGGAUUGUGCUAUGGGCCGGCACUUAUAGCGAUUGUCCUGGAAUAUUCGUGUUAACACCCAAUCCCUUACCCACCCAGCUGAGUCUUGGAAACGUCUUUCUGGACAAGACAAACAUCUUCGAGUCCUUAGAAUGGGACCUGCAGCAAUUUUCAAAAUGGCAGAGCUUUUGGCCAGACCCAAGAGAUCGAUGGUUGUAAGACAGCCCGUCAGAGGUUUCGGGUUGUGAAUUUGAAAUUGCAGGUCUUGAAAAAGACAGGGCAGUCUCGAUAGAGACAUCGCGAAG
Messenger RNA from Colletotrichum acutatum, 415 nucleotides. RefSeq lists its product as uncharacterized. NCBI's taxonomy places the organism in Eukaryota, Fungi, Ascomycota, Sordariomycetes, Glomerellales, Glomerellaceae. Bases 75 to 329 code for a protein of 84 amino acids. The transcript is spliced from 2 exons. The record is from RefSeq and is a predicted model, not a curated record.